Molecule: messenger RNA, 1475 nt
Organism: Geodia barretti
Lineage: Eukaryota; Metazoa; Porifera; Demospongiae; Tetractinellida; Geodiidae
Source: the annotation of a GenBank genome assembly
CCCCAGCGCGCGCAAAUGCCGGCGCCUGCGCGUGUUGACGAUUGACCGUUCGCCGCGCGCAGGGCCGCUCCUGCGCGAAGACACUUGCAGUAGUAUAGUAUGACUACCGGCGCCGCCGCCGCUGAGACCUUGCUGAGAAACAGACUAUUUUCCGACUUAGACGAUGGAGGAUAUGUCCCGGAAAACAAGAAAGAGGUGUUAGGGACAGUGCAGCAAGUGUUGGAGCGUACAAUAGUAGAGAGCGAGGGGAACUCUCUCCUGAUAAUUGGGCCCCGGGGGUGCGGGAAAACAUGGGUAAGAUGCCACAAUUAUUUCAAGGCAGAGCAUGAAAUAAUUAUAUUGCAGGUGAUGGACAGCGUAUUUCGUACCCUUCAAGGAGACAGACGAUGCAAAGAUAACUACAUCAGAGUUUAUUUGAAUGGACUGGUACAUACAGAUGACAGACUGGCACUGCUCGAGAUUGCCAGGCAACUCAAUAUUGACAGCGAUAACGAAGAACAUACAUCAAUGUCAUUUUCUGCAGCAUUAGACUACCUGCUGGCAGCCCUAAGAUCAGGAUCUGGGGCCAACCAGAGCGUUAUAUUUGUGCUGGAUGAAUUCGAUCUGUUUGCCAGCCACAAGAACCAGUCACUGCUGUACAAUCUGCUGGACAUUUCCCAGUCGUCUCACAACCCCAUCGCGGUGGUCGGCCUCACUUGCAGACUGGUCAGCAUAGUGUGAGAAUGCACAGAGUAACAAAACCUCAUCCACUGCACUCUCAAACACUGUAAGUGGCGAAGUUUGAGUUGGCAAAGAUCUGAAACUCAAGGGAUGUUGUGGAGCUACUUGAGAAGAGAGUAAAGUCGAGGUUUUCUCACAGACAGCUGCUUCUCUUCCCCCACUCUGAGUUCCGUGACUACGCCACCCUCGCUCAGUCUCUCCUCAGUCUUCCCAUCAACUUCAAACAGCGACAGUUUCGCCACGAAUGGCAGAAAAACAUACAGAAGUUGCUGCAGAAUGCGAAGGUUUUGCAGGCUCUACAGCAGCAGUUUAGACUAUCUGCCGACGUCCGCAGCCUCAAGACUUUGCUACUCCUGCCAGUGAGCCGACUGAGCCCUACACAUCCGCAGCUCGCUCCCUCGGACUUUUCCCUCUCGCUGGAACUCAUUCACAGGGACUCGUUAGGAGCCGUAAUGAAGGGGCUGUCAGUGUUGGAGCUGUGUCUGCUUGUGGCAGUGAGGCAGAUUUCUGAGCUCAGCUGUGGAGAGCCGUUCAACUUUGAAAUGGUGUACUGUGGUAAGCAGUGGUCUUCGCUGUUGGUAACUCCUAGGUAUGGUAACCAUUCCAUACUCCAACUUUAGUCGAAGCACUAAGGAUAGUUGGGUCGUCUCUUUUUCCACUCGUGUGCCUACAGAAAAUGCGAAAUCGUUGACACCCUUAUAUAAGGGGAGACAGCCAUAUUAUUUUGGGCAAGAUAGGUGUAUAUAGCGAGAUAG